Zygotorulaspora mrakii is the source of this 438-nucleotide messenger RNA. RefSeq names its product ribonuclease P protein subunit RPR2 (gene RPR2). Gene Ontology annotation, cellular component: nucleolar ribonuclease P complex. The coding region runs from base 1 to 438 and encodes 145 amino acids. The record is from RefSeq and is a predicted model, not a curated record. Lineage: Eukaryota; Fungi; Ascomycota; Saccharomycetes; Saccharomycetales; Saccharomycetaceae. Gene Ontology annotation, biological process: tRNA processing. The transcript has a single exon.
AUGGCUAAGAUCAAACAAAGAAGGACGCUUGCGGUAAAUGAAGAUGGAACGAUUCUUUCGGAUCCACCAAAGAGCAUUGGUAAUGCUGAAAAUUUUCAGCGGAUGAACUACCUGUAUCAGUUGUCGAUGUGGCAAACGGCAGCAAAUAGGCAGGAUACAGAUCAAGGCCUCUCACGAAUGUACAUCAAGAAUAUGGAUCUGGUUAGCAAAAAGACAAAAAGCAGCCUUUUGCCUUAUGUUAAGAGAACCUUUUGUAAGAAAUGUCACAGAGUACUGGUGCCAAAACGUACUGUCCAGAUGACUCUGAAGCAAGCCUCUGAUGGGAAGGACAUAUUGGUUUGGGAAUGUCGAUGCGGGUACAUCAAGAAAUUUCCUAUCGGUACAAAUAGGAGCUACAGAACAUUCUAUGAUAAGCCAGAAAACUUGUUACAUAUGUAA